This is a messenger RNA of Strongyloides ratti, 3423 nucleotides long. Its product is annotated as Cation-transporting P-type ATPase family and Cation-transporting P-type ATPase, subfamily V and P-type ATPase, A domain and HAD-like domain and P-type ATPase, cytoplasmic domain N-containing protein. The record is from RefSeq and is a predicted model, not a curated record. Gene Ontology annotation, cellular component: endoplasmic reticulum membrane. Gene Ontology annotation, molecular function: ATP hydrolysis activity; ATP binding; P-type ion transporter activity. Lineage: Eukaryota; Metazoa; Nematoda; Chromadorea; Rhabditida; Strongyloididae. The transcript has 3 exons. The coding region runs from base 1 to 3423 and encodes 1140 amino acids. Gene Ontology annotation, biological process: intracellular calcium ion homeostasis.
AUGGCUGUUGAUGAGUUAAUUGAAUAUAUAAAAAUAUGUAAAAAAAAACCAAUUUUGUUACAUCUCCACGUAGCACCAUUUAUUGUUAUUUAUCUUUUUAUUUUAUUAUCAUGGAACUUUUAUUUUCAAAAUGAAGAAAAUUAUUUUACAUUUAUUGUCUUAUCAAGUUCUAUUUUUCUUCUUCAAAUUUUACUUGGAUUAUUCUCAUUAUGGUUUAAAGAAUUUUAUUAUAUUUUAGCAUAUAAAAGUGAAAAAAAUUUAAAAAAUGCAACACAUGCAUUAAUUAAACCUACACUAAAUAAUGGACGAUCUGAAAUUGUACCAAUUAAAUAUGAUAAUCUUAGUAAUGGAGUAAUUAAAAUUUCAAUUGAAUUUCAAAAAGUUGUUUAUAUUUAUGAUAACAAUAAAAAACAAUUUAAUCAAUUAGAAUUUGAUAAUAAUAAACCAUUUAGUCAUUUUAAUUCAUGGUUAGGUUUAACUUCAGAAGAAAUUAUAACUGAAACAAAAUUAAAAUAUGGUAAUAAUAAUAUGGAAAUGAUUGUACCAUCAUUUAUGGAAUUAUUUGUUGAUCGUACCAUAGCACCUUUUUUUGUAUUUCAAAUAUUUUGUGUUGGUUUAUGGUUUUUAAGUAAUAUGGUUAUUUUUUCUUUAUUUACUUUAGUUAUGUUAGUAUUACUUGAAAUGACUGUUGUAUUUGAACAAAAAAAAAACAUGAAAAUGAUAAGAGAUAUGGGAAAUAAACCAUAUUUUAUUGAUGUUUAUAGAAAUAAAGAAUGGAAAGUAAUUCAAUCAAAUGAAUUAAUUGUUGGUGAUUUAAUUUUAAUAGGAAGAAGUUUAAAUGAUGAUAAUGUACCCUGUGAUUUAUUAUUAUUACGUGGAAAUUGUAUUUUAGAUGAAACAAUGUUGACAGGAGAAAGUAUUCCACAGAUGAAAGAAUCAAUAGAAACAUUGGAUAAAGAAAAAUAUUUUGAUUAUAAGAGAGAUAUGAAACUUCAUGUUUUAUGUGGUGGAACUAAAAUUAUACAACAUUCAUACAAACACAAUAAUAAUGAUAUUCUCCCAAAACCUCCAAAUGAUGGAGUAUUAUGUUAUGUACUUAAAACUGGAUUUAGUACUUCACAAGGUUCAUUAUUAAGAACAAUUUUAUUUGGUGUUAAUAAAGUUACGGCUAAUAAUUUUGAAGCAUUUAUAUUUAUUUCCUUUUUACUUGUUUUUGCAAUUGCUGCAGCAAUUUAUGUUUGGAUAACUAGAAGUGUAGAGGAAAAUUUUGAUAGAUUUCAAACUUUUGUUAAAUGUUCACUAAUUAUUACUAGUGUUGUCCCAACAAAAUUACCUAUAGUAUUAUCAUUGGCUGUAAAUCAAUCAUUAGAAGCUUUAUCUAAAUUAGGAAUAUUUUGUACUGAACCAUUUAGAAUUCCAUUUUGUGGAAAAGUAGAUAUUUGUUGUUUUGAUAAAACUGGUACUCUUACAACUGAUAAUCUUGUUGUAGAUGGUAUUGGUAUUAUUGAUGAAAAUAAAAAUAUUUCUAUAAAGAAUAAAAAUGAGAUUAGUGAUAUAACAUUAAAUGUUUUGGCUUCAUGUCAUUCAUUAAUAAUAUUAGAUGGAGACUUGGUAGGAGAUCCAAUAGAAAAAUCAUCAUUAAAUUGGAUUGAAUGGAAUAUUAUUGAAAAUGAUUUGAUAUCUUCAAAUGACAGAAACUCUCAAACUAUAAAAAUUUUACAAAGAUAUCAUUUUACCAGUCAACUUAGAAGAAUGACAGUUAUUUCUGAAGUUACAUCAAUUAAUAAUAAGUCAAAUAUGAUUGUUACAGUUAAAGGUGCUCCUGAAGUAUUAAAAAAUAUGUUAACUUCUAUACCAGAGGGUUAUGUUAAUGGUUAUAAAAAAUUAACUCAACAAGGUUUUCGUGUAUUAGCAUUGGGUUAUUCAAAGUUAAAAAAUAUAGAUAAAAAUAAUUUACGACAUAUCUCAAGAAAUGAAUUUGAAAAAGAUUUAACAUUUGCUGGUUUUUUAGUUAUUUCCUGUCCAUUAAAAGAUGAUUCAAAAAUUAUGAUAAAAGAAAUUAAAGAUUCAGGACAUGAUGUUGUAAUGAUUACUGGUGAUAAUCAAUUGACAGCUUGUCAUGUAUCUAAUGAAUUAAAGUUUACAGAUGAACUAAAAGAAAUAAUGAUUUUAGGUAAUGAAAAUGAUAAAUGGUAUUGGCAAUCAGUUGAUGAAAAGAAAAAAGUAGAAUUAAAAAAUGAAUCUUUUGAAUUUUUUAAUCAAAAUGAAUUAUGUGUUACUGGUAAUGGUUUUGAUUAUCUUUAUAAGAAUGAACAUAAUUAUUUAAAGUCAAUUUUAAAAUAUAUAAAAAUAUAUUCUCGUAUGGCUCCAAAACAAAAAGAAGAAGUAAUAAAUGAAUUAAAAAAUCAAGGAUAUAUUACAUUAAUGUGUGGUGAUGGAACUAAUGAUGUUGGAGCUUUGAAACAUUCUCAUGUUGGAGUUGCUCUUUUAUCUCAUCCAUCUGAUACAAGUAAAACAAAUAAUUCAAUUAUUGAACCAGUUUCAGUAAUUCCUGAAUUUAUAAAAUAUUUUCUUUCACCAGAUCAUCCAUAUAAUAAAAGACUUGAAGAUGAAAAAAAAAUGAUGAAAGAAUUAGGAUUAGACAAGAAUUCUGUUAUAAAAUUAGGAGAUGCAUCAAUUGCAGCACCAUUUACAUCUAAGUUUACAUCAAUAUCUUCUAUUUGUACUAUUAUAAAACAAGGAAGAUGUACUUUAGUUGUUACAUUACAGAUGUUUAAAAUUCUUGCAUUGAAUGCUUUAAUAUCUGCUUAUUCUCAAUCAGUAUUAUAUUCAUUAGGUAUACGAGCUUCUGACUAUCAAAUGUCACUUAAAGGUUCACUUUUAUCUGCAUGUUACUUAUUUGUAACUUCAUCUAGACCAUCUAAUAAAUUAUCAAAAAGAAAACCAAUGCCAAAUAUUUUUAAUAUUUAUACAAUUUCAACAGUAUUUUUUCAAUUUCUAGUCCACUUUGCUUGUAUUUUAUAUAUUGUUAAUCUUUCUAACAUUUAUGAACCACAAAUAGAAAAAGUAACUUCAGAAACUAAGUUUGUUCCUUCAUUACUCAAUUCUUCAAUUUAUCUUCUUGGAAUGACAUUACAAAUAUCAAAUUUUGCUGUUAAUUAUAAAGGUCAACCGUUUAUGGAGAGUAUAUUUGAAAAUAAACCUUUUCUAUAUUCUCUUAUAUUAGCACUUAGUGUUAUUUUUAUUUUUGCUUCAAAUCUUUUACCAAUAAUGUCAAACUUUUUUGAAGUAGUACAAUUUCCAAGUGACUUUAAAAACAAAUUAAUUAUUAUUUUAUUUGGAAAUAUUACUACAUGUUUUAUUAUUGAUAAGACUUUAAAUUUUUUUAUUGGAGACAAUAAACUAAAAAAAGUUGUACAAUAA